Molecule: messenger RNA, 1749 nt
Organism: Coniosporium apollinis CBS 100218
Lineage: Eukaryota; Fungi; Ascomycota; Dothideomycetes
Product: catalase
Exons: 1
Coding region: 1-1749 (582 amino acids)
Biological process (GO): response to hydrogen peroxide; hydrogen peroxide catabolic process
Cellular component (GO): mitochondrion; cytoplasm; peroxisome
Molecular function (GO): catalase activity; heme binding
Source: RefSeq, a predicted model, not a curated record
AUGGCAGGCUACCAAGCACACGCGGCCGACGGCAGGAAGAACGGCGACAUCUACAGAGAUUACAACGAUGACCGCAAUGCCUCUUCCGAGGACACCCUCUACUGCACCAGCAACGGUGUCCCGUACCCUCACCCGUACGAGACACAGCGAGUCGGCGAGAACGGUCCUCUGCUCCUCCAGGACUUCCACUUGAUUGACCUCAUCUCUCACUUUGACAGAGAGAGGAUUCCAGAGCGUGUUGUCCACGCCAAGGGCAGCGGUGCCCACGGCUACUACAAGUGUACCGAUCCGCUUGACGACCUCUGCUUGGCCGACAUGUUCCAGGCAGGCAGGACUUGCCCCAUUAGCAUGCGGUUCUCCACCGUUGGUGGUGAGUCUGGCAGCCAUGACUGCGCGCGGGACCCUCGUGGUUUCGCCGUCAAGUUCCGGACAGACGAGGGCAACUGGGACAUGGUCUUCAACAAUACUCCCGUCUUCUUCCUGAGAGACCCGGCCAAGUUCCCUCACUUCAUCCACACCCAGAAGCGCGACCCGGCUACCCAUCUCUCGGGCGCUGACGACUCGACCAUGUUCUGGGACUAUGUCUCCCAGAACCCGGAGUCUGUCCAUCAAAUCAUGAUCCUUAUGGGUGAUCGCGGUAUUCCAGAUGGCUACCGCUUCAUGCACGGCUAUAGCGGCCAUACUCUGAAGCUCGUCAAUAAACAGGGCGAGUGGGUCUACGUUCAGUUCCACUUCAAAUCCAAGCAAGGCACUAAGUACUUCACUCAAGAGGAGUCUACCACAAAGUCACCCGACCACUCCCAGAAGGACUUAUACUACGCCAUUGAAAACGGCGACUUUCCUGGCUGGGACAUGUGCGUCCAGACAAUGAAGCCCAAGGAGGCUGAGGAGCUCUGGGAGAAGCAGAAGAUCAACGUGUUUGAUUUGACUCACGUCUGGCCGCAGAAGCAGUUCCCCCUCCGCAAGGUUGGCGAGAUCGUUCUUAACGAGAAUGCGAAAAACUACUUCGCGGAGAUCGAGCAGAUCGCGUUCAACCCGGCACAUAUGCCGCCUGGUAUUGAGCCGUCUGCCGAUCCUGUGCUGCAGAGCCGUCUCUUCUCCUACCCUGAUACCCACCGUCAUCGCAUUGGCGCCAACUACCAGCAGCUCCCUGUCAAUGCACCACGUGUGCCAUACAGGUUCGCCAACUUCCAGCGCGAUGGCCAGAUGGCUUUCUACAACCAGGGCUCGCGACCGAACUACCUCUCCUCCAUCGAGCCCAUCACCUUCCGCAACCGCACCGUCGAUCUUGACAAGGUUCACGGCCACUUCCAAGGCAAGGCCAUCGCCUUUCUCUCGGAAAUCAGACCCGAAGACUUCAACGCCCCUCGCAACCUGUGGGAGAAGGUCUUCGAUGACGGCGCCAAGGAGCGCUUCAUUAAGAACGUCAGCGGGCACAUGUCCAAUUGCAGGAGGGAGGAGAUCAUCAAGCGCCAGAUCGCCAUCUUCCGCGAGGUGUCCGAGGACAUUGCGCAGCGCCUCGAGAAGGCGACUGGUAUCAAGGGCUACGAUGGUAUCUCGGAGCUCCGGUUCAACGGCACGCACAACGGCAUGGCCAAGGACAAGAGCCUGAGGAACGCAAACGGGAUGAAGAUGCAGGCGGGCAGCACCGUUCCGGACAACAAUGGCGCGCCUACCUAUGGCACUCACACGGUAGAGCAAACCAAUGGUCACUCGAACGGUACCAACGGUGUCAACGGUUCCAAGUAA